Molecule: messenger RNA, 1760 nt
Organism: Nothobranchius furzeri (turquoise killifish)
Lineage: Eukaryota; Metazoa; Chordata; Actinopteri; Cyprinodontiformes; Nothobranchiidae
Source: RefSeq, a predicted model, not a curated record
UUAUAAGUAGUUUGACUGAAACCCAGAAGGAACUGAUCCUGUCAAGAUGGACAAGAUGAUUGGAGCUUCCUGUUGGCUGUUACUGGUUCUGAACGCUCAGCGGCACUCAUCAGCACCCAUGCCUGCUGAAGGUGUUCGUUCGUCUGGCGUGGAGGUUCCAGAUACAGAAACAGUCUUUUCUCCUGCUGUGACGUCAGAAGAAGAAGCUUUAAAUAACACAGGGAUUGUUAAAGAUGUGAGGAUAAACUCUUUAGUAAGUGGAGACGUGGCUUCAGGUUCUGAUGUCCACAUCCCAGUAAAACUUGAGAUCGAUGAGGUGGAUCAGGUGGGACAAGUUGUGGGAGAAACAGCACAAAAGGAUGUAGUUCCUGUGGACUCUGCUGGGGAAGCUUUAAAUCCAGGAGACGGAGAAGCAGUCUUCAUCCGUUUGUCUCACAUCAAUAAAACUUUGAAAGAAGAAACAGAUGUCUCCAAAGCGCUGGAACAGGUCGAUGCAGCUAGUGGAACAAGCCUGGUUGGUCGAGAAGAACAAGAAACUAAAGAAGGAAAAACAGGAAAACAUGCAGAAGAAGAAGCAUUGGACCUUAUGAUGCUAGAAGGCCCUAAUACUGGUGAAGAAACUUCCUGGUGGGACAGAGACAGAGGACGACCUUGUUUUUGUAGAAUCCGAGAUAGAAGGAAACACGACGCCGGACAAGUCAGGUCAAUUAGACCCAGAAGCUGCGGGUCCUGUGGAGCCGGAAACAGAAGGUUUCCUCCUUCCUCGUGUUUCUACAGAGGUUGGAGAAGAAGGUGAAGGCGAGGAAGACAUUUUUCAGACAAACACCGUUGAAGGAGUUCGAGAAGAGGAGACAGACGAGGAGGAUUUUGGGGCGGCAGCACAUUUUACAGAUUUAACAAACGCUGCUGUGUCUGCAGCAGUCAGCAGAAAGGCUGACCCUCCACUCAACAUCCAAUCAGAAGCUCCUGUUUCUUCAGUACAAGAGGCACCUGUAGGUUAGAACGAAAAGAAGCUCAAAAAACCUCCUCUCUAUAAAAACGAUGUUUAAUUACGGAUAAACGUGAAUUUUCAGCUCCAGUCAACCGAGGAGCCGUACUCAGGGUGGCGCUCCUCACACUUACAUCUCUCGUCGUUGUUGGAUUUGUUGGGAUGACCAUAUCCAAGAAACUUCGGUGAAUGAACAGCAGCAGGUUUGGUUUCUAAAUCAAUUAGAAAAUCAAUUUUUCCUUCACGACUCCUCUCGCUGCAGUACGAUGACGUAAAACUCUUUUGAAGUUAAAAAGCUCUUCGAGGAUGUGGAAUGAUGGUGAGCAGAACAAGCUUCACUGAUGGAUCUCAGAAUUUCUCACCAGCCAGAGAUACCAACUUUUACGCCACUUGCCUGAGACUCAAGCCUGUUUCUCUGAUGCAGUGAAAGAAAAUCCCAGUGGCAACACAAAAGUGGCUGAAGUCAGAGGAGAAAAGUAACUUCUUUAAAAAAAAUCUACAUCUGUAUGUGAACUACGGAUGGGGCGUGGGUCAAAUCCACUUAUACAGUCAUAUACAUGAAACAAGUUUCAAGUUGUUUACUAAAAACAGACAUGAUGUUUAGUAGUUUGUGUCUGAGAGUUUUCACCUGAGGCUCUGGUUUCUGUACCACCCUAACUCUGUUUAUAAAAUAUACAGAUAUAGGGUGUAAAAAAUAUUGAUGCACUGUAAUAUUGCAAUAGUUCAUGUUAUGAUACUGAAUCAAUAAUUAAAAGCAGUGAGUUGGUUUUUA